Myotis brandtii (Brandt's bat) is the source of this 3230-nucleotide messenger RNA. RefSeq names its product methylenetetrahydrofolate dehydrogenase (NADP+ dependent) 1, methenyltetrahydrofolate cyclohydrolase, formyltetrahydrofolate synthetase (gene MTHFD1). Lineage: Eukaryota; Metazoa; Chordata; Mammalia; Chiroptera; Vespertilionidae. Gene Ontology annotation, biological process: tetrahydrofolate interconversion. Gene Ontology annotation, cellular component: cytosol. Bases 171 to 2978 code for a protein of 935 amino acids. The record is from RefSeq and is a predicted model, not a curated record. Gene Ontology annotation, molecular function: formate-tetrahydrofolate ligase activity; ATP binding; methylenetetrahydrofolate dehydrogenase (NADP+) activity. The transcript has 28 exons.
GGACUGCGCAGGCGCAGGCAGGUGCGGGCGGGGCGGCGGCGCAGGCGCAGAAGCAAGCUCCUCCUCGGCGGUCGCUAACCUCGUGGGCCGGCUCGGCUGUUCGCUGCAGCGAGGGGAGUCCAGCCUUGGUUUUGGCGGCAUCCAUCGUGGGCAGCGGACUAGGAAAGGUCAUGGCGCCGGCGGAAAUCUUGAACGGGAAAGUGGUCUCCACGCAAAUAAGGGAGCAACUGAAGAGCCAGGUCACUCAGAUGAAGGAGCAAGUACCUGGUUUCACACCAGGCCUGGCGAUAUUACAGGUUGGCAACAGAGAUGAUUCCAAUCUUUAUAUAAAUGUGAAGCUGAAGGCUGCAGAAGAGAUUGGGAUCAAAGCCACUCACAUUAAGUUAUCAAGAACGGCCACAGAAGCUGAGGUAUUAAAGUACAUUACGUCUUUGAAUGAAGACCACACCAUACAUGGGUUCAUCGUGCAGCUACCUUUAGAUUCAGAGAAUCCCAUUAACACUGAAGCAGUGGUCAAUGCUAUUGCACCUGAAAAGGAUGUAGAUGGAUUGACUAACAUCAGUGCUGGAAAACUUGCUAGAGGUGACCUCAAUGACUGUUUCAUCCCUUGUACACCUAAAGGAUGCCUGGAACUCAUCAAAGGGACAGGGGUGCAGAUUGCCGGAAGGCACGCUGUGGUGAUCGGGCGCAGUAAAAUAGUCGGUGCCCCCAUGCAUGACUUGCUUCUGUGGAACCACGCCACAGUGACCACCUGCCACUCCAAGACUGCCAAUCUAGACAAGGAGGUAAAUAAAGGUGACAUCCUGGUGGUUGCCGUUGGUCAGCCUGAAAUGGUGAAAGGGGAGUGGAUCAAACCCGGGGCAAUAGUCAUCGACUGUGGAAUCAACUACGUCCCAGAUGAUACUAAGCAGAAUGGGAGAAAAGUUGUGGGCGAUGUGGCAUUCAGUGAGGCCAAAGAGAGGGCGGGCUUCAUCACUCCUGUUCCCGGUGGCGUCGGGCCCAUGACGGUGGCAAUGCUAAUGCAGAGCACAGUAGAGAGUGCAAAGCGUUUUCUGGAGAAAUUUAAGCCAGGAAAGUGGCCGAUUGAGCAUAACAAGCUUAACCUCAAGACACCUGUUCCAAGUGACAUUGACAUAUCCCGAUCCUGCAAGCCAAAGUCCAUCAGUAAGCUGGCUCGAGAAAUUGGUCUGUUCUCUGAGGAGGUGGAAUUGUACGGUGAAACCAAGGCCAAAGUCCUGCUGUCAGUGCUGGACCGCCUGCGGCAGCAGCCCGACGGCAAAUACGUGGUGGUGACUGGAAUAACUCCAACGCCCCUGGGAGAAGGGAAAAGCACCACCACAAUUGGGCUGGUGCAAGCCCUCGGCGCCCACCUCCAUCAGAACGUCUUCGCGUGUGUACGGCAGCCUUCUCAGGGCCCCACCUUUGGAAUUAAAGGUGGCGCUGCAGGUGGUGGCUACUCUCAGGUCAUUCCUAUGGAAGAGUUUAAUCUGCACCUCACUGGUGACAUCCACGCCAUCACUGCAGCUAAUAACCUCGUUGCCGCGGCCAUCGAUGCCCGGAUGUUCCACGAACAGACUCAGACGGACAAGGCUCUCUUUAAUCGUUUGGUACCAUCAGUAAAUGGAGUGAGAAAGUUUUCUGAUAUCCAAAUCCGAAGGUUACGGAGACUAGGCAUUGAAAAGACCGACCCUACCACACUGACAGAUGAAGAGAUAAACAGAUUUGCAAGAUUGGAUAUUGAUCCGGAAACCAUAACUUGGCAAAGAGUGUUGGAUACCAAUGAUAGAUUCCUGAGGAAGAUCACAAUUGGACAGGCUCCGACGGAGAAAGGUUACACACGGACGACCCAGUUUGAUAUCUCUGUGGCCAGUGAAAUCAUGGCUGUCCUGGCUCUCACCAGUUCCCUGGAAGACAUGAGAGAGAGACUGAGCAAAAUGGUGGUGGCAUCCAGCAAGAAAGGGGAGCCCAUCAGUACCGAAGACCUGGGGGUGAGUGGGGCACUGGCCGUGCUCAUGAAGGACGCGAUCAAGCCCAACCUCAUGCAGACACUGGAGGGCACUCCGGUAUUUGUUCAUGCUGGACCGUUUGCCAACAUCGCACACGGAAACUCCUCUAUCAUUGCAGACCGCAUUGCACUCAAGCUUGUUGGGCCUGAAGGAUUUGUAGUGACGGAAGCAGGAUUUGGAGCAGACAUUGGAAUGGAAAAGUUUUUUAACAUCAAGUGCCGGUAUUCCGGUCUCCGCCCUCACGUGGUGGUGCUUGUUGCCACUGUCAGGGCUCUUAAAAUGCACGGAGGUGGCCCCACGGUUACUGCCGGACUGCCUCUUCCCAAGGAGUACAUAGAGGAGAACCUGGAGCUGGUGGAAAAAGGCUUCAGUAACUUGAAGAAACAAAUUGAAAAUGCCAGGAUGUUUGGGGUCCCAGUGGUGGUGGCUGUGAAUGCAUUCAAGACAGAUACAGAGACCGAGCUGGACCUCGUCAGCAGCCUCGCCAGAGAACAUGGGGCUUUCGACGCCGUGAAGUGUACUCACUGGGCAGAAGGGGGCAAGGGUGCCCUAGCGCUGGCUCAGGCCGUCCAGAAAGCAGCUCAGGCACCCAGCAGCUUCCGGCUCCUGUAUGACCUCAAGCUCUCUGUAGCGGAUAAAAUCAGGAUCAUCGCACAGAAGAUCUAUGGGGCAGAUGACAUUGAAUUGCUCCCUGAGGCUCAGCUCAAGGCAGAAGUCUACACGAAGCAGGGCUUUGGGCAUCUGCCCAUCUGCAUGGCCAAAACACACCUGUCCUUGUCUCAUAACCCAGAGCAAAAAGGUGUGCCUACCGGCUUCGUCCUGCCCAUUCGCGACAUCCGUGCCAGCGUCGGGGCUGGUUUUCUGUACCCCCUGGUUGGAACGAUGAGCACAAUGCCUGGACUCCCUACCCGGCCCUGUUUCUAUGACAUUGAUUUGGACCCUGUAACCGAGCAGGUGAAUGGGCUGUUCUAAACAGAUUGUCCAUCUUCAAGAAGCUACUUUGCAAGUUAGGCCAGUGUGUAUUCGGGCCUACGGGCAGGAGAGUGGAGAAGCCGAGAGAAGUCAGCCCCUGCCUCGAAGAUCUUCUGAAAGAAAUAGUGGGAGUUUCCCCCAAAGCCCUUCUUUGGUCUUAAUUCCUAUCAUCAUGUCUAAAUGAACAUAAAGCAUGCACACGUCUAUUUACUUUACUGAAAUUUCACAGAAUAAAAGAAAAUGAUUUUACUA